Molecule: messenger RNA, 930 nt
Organism: Sorex araneus (European shrew)
Lineage: Eukaryota; Metazoa; Chordata; Mammalia; Eulipotyphla; Soricidae
Product: olfactory receptor 4P4-like
Exons: 1
Coding region: 1-930 (309 amino acids)
Biological process (GO): G protein-coupled receptor signaling pathway
Cellular component (GO): membrane
Molecular function (GO): olfactory receptor activity; G protein-coupled receptor activity
Source: RefSeq, a predicted model, not a curated record
AUGGAACAUAGGACCAAUGUGACAGAAUUCAUUUUCAUUGGACUGUGGGCAAAUAAGCAAAUUGAGCUGUUGUUCUUUUUCUUCUUCCUGCUCUGUUGCUUGGCUAUCUUCAUGGGAAAUUUCAUCAUCUUACUCACCAUCACUUGCAGCCAUCUGAUCCAACAACCAAUGUAUUACUUUCUUUGCCAUCUUUCUCUCACGGACCUCAGCUACACCAUGACUGUCAUCCCCAGGUUUCUCAGAGACUUAGUUGCAGCAAGAAAAGACAUUUCCUAUCACAGCUGCAUGACGCAGCUCUUUGCAGCUCAUUUACUGGCAGGAGUGGAAAUUUUUAUUUUAGUGUCCAUGGCUUUUGAUAGAUACGUUGCCAUUGUCAAACCCCUACAUUACAUGGUGAUCAUGAACAGGGAGAGGUGUCACAUGCUGAUUCUUGUGGCCUGGGGCUUGGGGCUUUGGCAUUCAGUUGCUCUGCUCAUGGUGGUAAUCAAUUUACCUUUCUGUGGUCCCAAUCAGGUAGAUCACUACUUUUGUGAUGUGAAACCUCUUUUAAAACUUGUGUGCAGAGAUAUUCGGAUUGUCAAUAUCUUAAUGAUCGCAAACUCAGGAAUAGUGGUGGUCAUUGUUUUUCUUGCCCUGUUUGCAUCUUACAUAGUCAUAUUAUAUCAUCUUAGGACCCACUCCUCGGCAGGGCGCCGAAAAGCUCUCUCAACCUGCAGUUCUCACAUCAUGGUGGUCCUCCUGUUCUUUGGCCCUUGCAUCUAUGUUUAUCUUCUACCUCCAGGCUAUGAGAACAAGGACAAAGAAAUCUCAGUAUUUUACACUGUGUUUUCCCCUUUGCUGAAUCCUCUCAUCUACAGCUUGAGAAAUGUGGAGAUGAAAAUUGCUAUUCAGAAGGUAUGGUCAAAAAUAGCACAUUCUAAAUUUCAUUAA